AGGAGUGUAUACUUCAAAUUGAAAGUCAUUGAAUUGAAUUAUACUGAAUUUUACCAAAAAAAAAUUUUCAAAAUUUCAGAAGUUUUACAGUUAAAGGGCAAAUAAGUGAAAUUAAAAUGAUUCAAUCCGCUGAGGUUCCCACCAAACCCAGCCAAAAAGGGGCCGUUAAAAAAAAAGCUGAAAUUUAUAGCAUUUUAAGAGAUAUUCCAAGCGUCGUCACAUUAGAACGAUUGGAGGAAGAGAAAAGACUUAGUAUUGAAACAAAAUCCAGAAAAUCUCAAAUAAGUAGGUUGUACAACGAACGUUUGGCUAGUUUUUCUGCGCAAGCCACUCCUCCCAAAAAAGUCAUAAAGGAUCCACAGGUGGAUGGACCAUGUUCUCUAAAAAUAUGUUGUGAUAUAGGGAUUGAUCAGUUGUGUUGCCAGUAUAAUGAAGAUUUUUCACUAUUUGGUACUGGUGGUGCUGAUGGCAUUGUAAGAUUAUUUGAUGCUGAAGAUUUCAAUUUUUUGAAAAGUAUAGGUGGAGACAGGGACACGGAAGGAGUCACCUCUUGUGUAACAUCUAUUAAGCACAAGUCAAUACUAAAAUCCGAGAACAUCGAUCAUCAUUUCAUGUUUUCUUAUGUGAACGGAGUAGUGAAAUGCUUUAAUUACAACAAUAGACAAUGUGUUUUCACUAUCAAGGAAAGAAGGCAAACCUACGGUCUGACGUUUCACCCUAGGCUCCAAAAGUUCAUCACUUACGGCGAUGACCUGAAGAUUAACUUGUAUGAUUACGAAACGCAAACGAAAGAGAGGACCUUCAAGAGAAGCGGCAGAUUGAACGAGCACGAUGGUCAUACUUCGAGGAUUUUUGCAGCUCGGUUCAAUCCAGCAUCCAAUGCAGAAUUCCUUUCCGGAGGAUGGGAUAACACAGUGCUCCUCUGGGACUUGAGGAAGCAGUUUGCGUGCAGAUAUCUUUCCGAUGUCAGUUUAUGUGGCGAAGGUUUAGACGUUGACAAAAUGGGGAGACAGAUCUUAACUUGUUCUUGGCGAAAAGAAGAUCAACUACAACUGUGGGACUAUUCCACGUUCAAGCUUAUUUCUUCCAUGACACCUGAUUACCAGAACAGUAAACUUUAUUGUGGACGAUUCCUCGGACCUGACUUUCUCGUGUGUGGUGGAAGUGACCCUGCUUUGUUAAGAGUGGUACACAGGAACUCUGAAAAGACGUGUGUGCUGAUAAGAGGUUUACCUUACGAUGUUUAUCAUUUGACUAUCGGAAAUAAAACUUCAAAAACAUCUAAAGUAAAGAUGAAGAUCAAGUCCAUGAAACAAACUGAUGAGAAUGAACCGGAUAUGAGCGAGGUUCCAAAGGUUCUAUUUGCAGCAGGGGGAAGAAUUUAUCUUGUUGAUUUCCAGCCUUGACCUAUAUUUUAUACUGCACUACAUGAAUACUUUCUAUAUAGUUGAGUAAAUUAAUGCUCGUUGCUUAUAAUUGUAUAUUCGUUCAAACAAAAAUAAUACACAAUUUCAAUCUGAUUUUUGUUCAU
Messenger RNA from Harmonia axyridis, 1531 nucleotides. RefSeq names its product katanin p80 WD40 repeat-containing subunit B1-like. Gene Ontology annotation, molecular function: protein binding. The record is from RefSeq and is a predicted model, not a curated record. The coding region runs from base 117 to 1406 and encodes 429 amino acids. NCBI's taxonomy places the organism in Eukaryota, Metazoa, Arthropoda, Insecta, Coleoptera, Coccinellidae. The transcript is spliced from 7 exons.